AUGCCUGGAGUACCUUCUAACAAGGCUUGCGAGCGUUGCAAGAAAAGACAUAUCAAGUGUGAUGAGACCCGUCCCCACUGUCAGCGGUGCACAACUGCUAGAGUAGAGUGCCCGGGAUAUAUUCAAACCCGCAAGUUUAUUGAUCAAGGAGCAACGGUAAGGCGCCGCUAUGCUCCAUAUCAAGAGUCUCAUCCCAAACCAAGCUCUGGGUCUCAUUCUCACAGGGCCCCCGCAGAGCCUACGGACUUGAUGCCUCAAAAUCAGUCACAAGCAACAAAUGAACAAAUCCAGUCAAACUAUCCACAUGAGCAUGAUGGACCUCCUCUUCAUCACCAAUUGGGAGAGACGAGCUUGGACUCGAACGAUGGCCCCAUGAACAUGGAGAUGACUGGUCCCUCUAACAGCCGAUCAGAAACUUUCCCAGGGGCCACCCAGCAAGAAGACAUCAAUGUUUCAAAAAAUCCCACUGUUUCUAUUCCUACCCCAAUUUUUGGGGGUGACCAAAAUACUGGAUCUGCAAAAACAAUCCAAAGCCCAAUUUCACCAAUGUCUGGCACGAGGGGCUUAUCGUCUUUUGAGAUGGCUUACCUCGGACUAUCCAAUGAUGUGCCAGAUGCUCAAAGGGGGAUAACCUCUCAACCCUCAUCCCAUCGGAGUGAAAAAGAGGAGUUUCAGGAUAUAUUCUCCGAACUAAUGACAGGUACUGAACAUGAGAUCGCCUUCCUCACACGUCAUUAUUCUGAGGUGUUGGGUCCCUGGCUGGACCUGACAGAUGCUCAAAAGUGGUUCACAGUCUAUGUUCCCAUACGUGCCAUCAACAAUCUAUCCGUGAAGUACGCUAUUUCUGCACUAUCCGCCAAGCAUCUAGCUCGUGUCAAGGGUAUCAAAUCUCCCACCGGGGGGAUGUAUACAAGUCCUGCCACAACCGAAGUCUAUCCUAAUGACACCCAGGUUGAUUGGUAUUUAAAAGCUGCCAAUUACUACUAUCUUGCAGCAUCUGAUCUGAAUAAUAUCACUUCGGACGGCUACACUGCUGUCUCUAGCUCUGCUGUCUUGGAAUCACCGUGCGAGACCGUUGGUCGUUGGUUGAACUCUCGUCAGACUCGGGAAAAUUUGAAACCAGCCAGUGAUGAUGCAAAUGACUUGAUGCUUGUUCGAAAAACAGAAGAACUCUUGGCUACUUCUAUGAUUUUGACCAUGUACCGUCUUCUAGAUGCGAAUGGGGAUGAUUGGCAUAAACAAUUGUUUGGAAUUCGCCCUAUGUUCCAGUCUCUUCUCGAUAAUCAUUUACCAACAUCUACUUCGUUCUCCCACGGAAUCCGGGCUGCAUUCUGGAACUUCGCUCGCCAGGACUACCUCGGUUCGUACUUUACCCGAUCACCUACACACUUCAACCCCGAGGACCAUUCCCUCUGGUGCACGGCCGGUAUAUCAAUUAAUGAGAAGAACGAACUCAAUGUCAUCCCGAACGGAUCAAGCUCCUUCACACAAGAAGACCAGGCAGCAAACGGCCUGAUCUGGCUCGUGUCAAAGGUAAUCAACUUCCUCGCCAAAUCGAAGGAAUCUCAAAUCGCGCAGUGGACAGGCUCCCCACCCGGAACCUCACCUGGAGCUCAAGGCACAUCGAACGGCAGCCAAUCACCGUAUCCCGACACAAGCACCUGGCUCAAGCUCUCUUUCGAAUUCCAAACGUGGUUUGAUGGUGUCCCUGAGACAUUCCGUCCCUCUGUGAGAAUCGAGCAUCCGAAAGAUCUAUCAAGACCUGAAGGGCCCCAGCUUCCUUUCCCGGAGAUUUUCCAUGGCUUGACUACUUGUGCUGCCACUAUACAGCAUUAUCACUUCGGGCGGAUCGCGUUGCUUCUCAAUCGACCAGCUGAUAUAUUGAGUGCACCGUCUACGGCCUUUGAUCGAUUGCAGGGGUAUAGAGAGGUCACAAAGGAAGUGGAGUUCCGCUCUCGUGAAGUUUGUGGUCUUGCCUUGGGCCGCCCACAAGGUUGCGUGCGGAUAUUUAUGAUACCGCUUCUCUAUGCUGUUGGACAGUGUCUAGAAAGUCCUGAAGAACAUCAGAUUAUAAUUGAUUUAUUACGAGGCGUGGAGGCUGAUCUGGGUUGGGCUACUGAGUAUGCUGUUCAGAAACUCCAGGCCUCUUGGAAUCAAUGA
This is a messenger RNA of Penicillium antarcticum, 2160 nucleotides long. RefSeq names its product Zn(II)2Cys6 transcription factor domain-containing protein. The coding region runs from base 1 to 2160 and encodes 719 amino acids. The record is from RefSeq and is a predicted model, not a curated record. NCBI's taxonomy places the organism in Eukaryota, Fungi, Ascomycota, Eurotiomycetes, Eurotiales, Aspergillaceae. Gene Ontology annotation, cellular component: nucleus. Gene Ontology annotation, biological process: positive regulation of transcription by RNA polymerase II. The transcript is spliced from 5 exons. Gene Ontology annotation, molecular function: DNA-binding transcription factor activity, RNA polymerase II-specific; zinc ion binding; transcription cis-regulatory region binding.